Andrographis paniculata is the source of this 961-nucleotide messenger RNA. Its product is annotated as RNA-binding protein Y14A. NCBI's taxonomy places the organism in Eukaryota, Viridiplantae, Streptophyta, Magnoliopsida, Lamiales, Acanthaceae. Gene Ontology annotation, biological process: RNA splicing. Gene Ontology annotation, cellular component: nucleus; cytoplasm; exon-exon junction complex. The transcript has 4 exons. The record is from RefSeq and is a predicted model, not a curated record. Gene Ontology annotation, molecular function: mRNA binding. The coding region runs from base 82 to 681 and encodes 199 amino acids.
UUCUACACAGAAAACCCUCGCACGUUCUUGUAAAUCCCUAAAUCGAGAAGAAAUCGCAGGGAUCCUUGACGAUAAGCGUUAAUGGCAAACGCGGAUGCAGAGGCAGUUGAUUUCGAGCCAGAGGAGGAUGAUCUCAUGGACGAGGACGUCGGGGAUGGCUCCCCCGGUCGAAGUGCCCCUCGGCUGAGGUCAGCCAUCACUGGUGGUGGCUCGUCGACCGCUCCGAAGAAGACGAAGGGGCGAGGGUUCCGAGAUGAGGCGGCUGCUGAAGACGACCGCAAGGCUCGCAUGUCGGCCCGCUUCGAUACUCUCGACUCAGAAGGAGGGGGCCCUGGUCCAGAAAGAUCUAUUGAAGGAUGGAUUAUUCUUGUCGCUGGAGUUCAUGAAGAGGCCCAAGAGGAGGACCUGCUAAAUGCAUUUGGUGAAUUUGGAGAAAUGAAGAAUUUACACCUGAAUCUUGACCGUAGGACGGGCUAUGUGAAGGGCUAUGCACUAAUUGAGUAUGAGAAGUAUGAAGAAGCACAGCGAGCUAUAAGGGAGACAAAUGGAACUGAACUGCUUACCCAGAUCAUAAAUGUUGAUUGGGCAUUCAGCAAGGGUCCAUUCAGAAGGAGGAACAUGAGGAGAAGAUCGCCGCGCGGGCAUCGUUCCAGGAGUCCGAGGAGGGGAUUACGGGGGUAGCAUGCCAUGAGUUGGUGUGGAUUUCGUAUUUGGUUUUAGAGUGAAGACAUGACUCUGCAUCGAUUUCGUAUUAUUGACAUUUGUAUGAUUUUUGUUUUUUCUGGGAGUUUGUUGUGUGUUCUCAUCCAUAGAUGUUUUCAUCAAGUAUUAUUAUUAUAUCACUUGGAUGGUGUUUAUUUGUAGUCUACAGUUUUAAGCUGAAUACUCUGCAGACCUACCUUUUAAUACUGUGUGUGACAUAUUUUGCAAAAAGUUGUGUUUAUAUAGGAUUUUUGCAAGA